GAGAUGAAAUGGGAGCAUCAGGAUGUUUCGCCUUCGAUUUCUUCCCGUUGCAGCAGGGCUGUCUGCUGUUUCGCGGCGUUACCAUGGAAUGUCAUAUCACCCGAGGACCAGGCGUAGGCUCAUGGUGGCGGCUUUCAUAGGGACGACUGCAGCGACAGCAAGUGCCAGAUUCCUUUGGCAGAGGGCCUACGCAGAAGACUCGUCCUCUGUAAAACAGGAUCCGAGGACAGAGCCAAGUGAGAAGGUGAAGCAUGAGGAGGAGGAGGAGAGCAGCGGCAGUGAGGGCAGAAAGGCCGUUGCAUCAGCCGACGAGGAAGCUCAGCCAGGAGGGAAGAAGAAAAAGCGUUCUGGGUUCAGGGACCGUAAGGUCAUGGAAUAUGAGAACAGGAUCAGAGCCUACUCCACACCAGACAAAAUCUUCAGAUACUUUGCUACUUUGAAAGUCAUAAACGAGCAUGGUGAAUCAGAGGUUUUUAUGACACCGCAGGAUUUCGUGAGAUCAAUAACACCUAAUGAAAAACAACCAGAAAACCUGGGCCUGGAUCAGUUUAUAGUGAAACGCUAUGAUGGGAAGCAUCCUCUACCUGGAGACAACUUUCUGGCGCUUUCCCUUUGUGCGUUGGCGGAGCUGAUGAGCUCAAGCAGAAGGAAACUGUCCCAGGAGCGAGAGAAGUUUGCCGAUGAGGACAGUAUAUUUUAUGCGCUUGGAGAAUGUGGACUCAUUUCUUUUUCCGACUACAUCUUCCUCACCACAGUCCUUUCCACUCCCCAGAGGAAUUUUGAAAUCGCCUUUAAGAUGUUUGAUUUGAAUGGUGAUGGCGAGGUGGACAUGGAAGAGUUUGAGCAGGUCCAGAGCAUCAUUCGUUCCCAAACCAGCAUGGGCAUGCGCCACAGAGAUCGGUCUACAACAGGGAACACCCUGAAAACUGGCUUCAACUCUGCACUGACAACAUACUUCUUUGGGGCAGAUCUGAAGGGAAAGCUGACCAUCUCCCACUUCCUCGACUUCCAGCGCAAACUGCAGCACGAUAUUCUGAAGCUUGAGUUUGAGCGGCAUGACCCAGUGGAAGGGCGGAUCACGGAGCGGCAGUUCGGCAGCAUGCUGCUGGCCUACAGCGGGGUGCAGUCCAAGAAACUUACUGUCAUGCUGAAGCAGCUCAAGAAGCACUUCCAAGACGGAGAGGGGCUGACGUUUGCGGAGGUGGAGAGCUUCUUCACUUUUCUGAAGAACAUAAACGAUGUGGACACAGCUUUGAGCUUCUACCACAUGGCUGGAGCUUCGCUUGAUAAAGUGACGAUGCAGCAAGUGGCCAGGACGGUGGCCAAGGUGGAGCUCUCCGACCACGUGUGCGACGUAGUGUUCGCGCUCUUCGACUGUGACGGGAACGGUGAGCUGAGCAACAAGGAGUUUGUUGCCAUAAUGAAGCAGCGUCUUAUGAGAGGCUUGGAGAAGCCCAAGGACAUGGGUUUUACGCGACUCAUGCGGGCGAUGUGGAAAUGCGCCCAGGAGACGGCGUGGGACUUCACCAUGCCCAAGGCGUAGCGGGGUUGGGGAGGAGCGCACGGCUUCCCUGUCUCAGCUCUGCCACCACUGCCUGCAGGCGUGAACACCUGCGGGACGGCACCAGGUUCUGGCGAGCCCAGACUGUUCAUAACAGGAGACUUUUGUAAAUCGAAGUUAGAAAUCAAAGCCUGUUGUAUUUGCAGCUUCUGCUUGCCACUAGCCCCUUAAUAUUCCUCUCAGGAAAAGGACUUUUCUUACUGCUGCCACCUCUGCUUUGUGAUGUGCCCUGCCUGCAGAGCUGGGCAUCGAGCGAGCUGGUGGGGCUGCACCCAAAUCACUUUUAUUUAGUGUUAUUACGAAAUGGCAUGGGGUUUAUUUCAAUUCUUAGAUUGCUCCUAAGAAAGAAGCUGUGGGAUUCCUGGAUAGAUCGUACCAGUGGGACCUAGGAGCAGAGCCUGGAGCAGCCAGGUGGUGAGAGCACCCCAGCAUUUUGGUCGGCCAAAUGCUCCGUGCUCCCCCAGGCUGUCUCAGGAGGUGGAUGAGACGGGUGCACCUGCAGAAAGGCUGCUUGAGCCGAGGUGCUGCCUCUGGUGUUAAGAGCAGUUAAAAGCAGUGGAGCAACUGGCUCUCCUGCAUAUCCUG
Messenger RNA from Haliaeetus leucocephalus (bald eagle), 2146 nucleotides. RefSeq names its product mitochondrial calcium uptake 1 (gene MICU1). The transcript has 13 exons. Gene Ontology annotation, molecular function: calcium ion binding. NCBI's taxonomy places the organism in Eukaryota, Metazoa, Chordata, Aves, Accipitriformes, Accipitridae. Gene Ontology annotation, biological process: mitochondrial calcium ion homeostasis; calcium import into the mitochondrion. Gene Ontology annotation, cellular component: uniplex complex. Bases 23 to 1543 code for a protein of 506 amino acids. The record is from RefSeq and is a predicted model, not a curated record.